Molecule: messenger RNA, 1135 nt
Organism: Dimorphilus gyrociliatus
Lineage: Eukaryota; Metazoa; Annelida; Polychaeta; Dinophilidae
Source: the annotation of a GenBank genome assembly
GAUGGAAGCAGCAAAAAUUUACUUGGAUUACAAUGCUACGACCCCAGUAGCUCCCGAAGUUGUUGAAGUUGUUUCCCAUAGCUUAAAGGACCUUUGGGGCAACCCAAGCAGCUCGCAUGAAUAUGGUUUCAAAGCAAAAGAAGCUAUUGCAAAGUCGAGAAAUGAGCUAGCUAAAAUGAUAGGAGCGACAUCUCAUGAAAUUAUUUUCACUUCUGGUGGAACUGAAGCAAAUAAUAUGGUCAUUGAAAGUAUAACGAAGCUGUAUACGAACGCGCAUAUUAUUACAACUACACUUGAACAUCCGUCUAUAAAACAACCUUUGGAACACGUCCCUGAAAGCAUAUCAGUGUCGUAUAUCUCAGCUAAAGAACAAAGUGGGUGUGCCGUUGACGUUGAAGAUGUUAUUUCAGCAAUAAGGCCGAACACAAAAUUAGUCAGCAUUAUGUUAGCAAACAACGAAACUGGAGUAAUUCAACCAAUUAGAGAGAUAGCUAAUGCUGUUAAGCAAUUAAAUCCUAAAAUUCUCGUUCAUACCGAUGCUGCUCAAGCCAUUGGAAAAAUUCCUGUUAAUGUUAACAAUUUGAAUGUUGAUCUUUUGACCAUAGUUGGUCAUAAGUUUUAUGGUCCUCGUAAUGGGGCGUUAUACAUUCGCUCAGGAUGCAAAAUACUACCUUUAAUGUAUGGUGGUAAUCAAGAAUCAACCUUAAGAUCAGGAACAGAAAAUACUCCAAUGAUAGUCGGUCUAGGAGAGGCCGCCAGAUUAGUAAACUGUAACCUUAAGUCAUACAGCACAAAAUAUGCAACAGUUAGAGAUUAUAUGGAGGAAAAGCUAAAGGAAUUGCCGAAUGUUAUUAUUAAUGGACAGAGUGAUGUGAGAGAACGUUUACCAAAUACUUGUAAUGUGUCAUUUCUUGGAUUCAAUGGUAGGGAAAUAUUGAAAAAGUGUCAAGUUACGUUGGCCAGCACAGGCGCAGCAUGCCAUUCUAGUGAAACGAAAGUUUCAUCUAUUUUGUUGGCAUCGGGGAUACCAAAAGAGAGAGCCGCGGGAGCAGUGAGAUUAAGUAUAGGGAGGGAGACAACCUUUUCUGACAUUGAUAUUGUAGUGAAAGAGCUAAAAGAAAUUGUUUCUAAAUAA